ACGCGUAUUCAGUGCCGGGCGCCGCUUGAAGAAUCGCGUCGUGUUUUUCGGAGUUAAUCGGUUGCAUUUGUUGUCGACCUACGAGGGCUAUCGAAGAACUCGCCCGCGCGAGUGCCCGCGUCCCGGCGCCGUCCGAUAUUCGCCGUCGAGGGGCGAGCGCGAAUUCGAGGCGCCACGACGCCACCGCCAUCUCGCGAGGUACGCGCGCGCUUGUUGGUCAAUUUGCUCGCCGUGCGCGGUCAAGUGGUGCGGUGAACCGUGAGCGCGAUCGAGAUUCGCGGGCGCGAGCGCGACGCGUGAUUUAUCGCGAGCGCGACGCAUCGAGGGACCGCCCGGGUGGAUUAAUACAACGUCGGCUCGCCGUCCGCGAUACUACGCCGCCCACGGGCGCUCGCGCGAGCUUCCUCUCCCGCCGAAUGCCGUCGACGCGCGGGCAAAAUUUGCACCCGUGCCCCCCUCGUCGGCGCGCGGGGUGCAUUUAGCGUACGUUCUGUGUGACGCGCGCGACGCUCUGGGAUCAUUUUAUCUCGUCGAACAUUCGCGGACGCGAGUGCGACGCGUCGAGGGACCGAGUGGAUCAACUGGAACGCCGGAUCCACCGUCCACGAGCGGUGUAAGCCGGCUGCGGGAGAAAGUUACGUCCGACGAAUCGAAUCCACGGUGCAAAUUGGUGCGUUGGGAAACAGGGAGGCUGUGAUGAGGGAAGUCGGCUAAGAGGAGCCCGCGUCGCGCAAGCGCCGGUGUAGAGGAGUACAGGAAAGAUGCCGCUUUCCUCGAGAGUCUUAUUAAGCCCGCUGCUGCUUCUAAUCAUCGCAGGAAGCACCGGCGCCUUCAGCUCCCGGCAAGGAGAAUGCCUGUUUCCCCAGAAGUGGGAGGGCACGUGGUUCCAAAGUGGCGUGAGGCAAUCAAUAUUAAUAUCCAAGAACGAAUUAUCCACCAAGGGCAGGUGUCUGCACAACGAAGGUGACAAGUUUCUCCUGGUAGAUCAGAAAUCAUGCUACCGUUGCGUCGUCAUUCACGAGAAGCAUUCCAACGUUCUGCAGUACAAAGAGACUUUUUGCCACAGUAGGAACUCUCUGGCGUCUCUCUGCUCGUACAUUACGGGGGAUGCGUUGCUGUACUCCAUGUUCCGCGAGGAGGCACCCCCCGUCGCGUGCCCUUUCCGCGGCCCCAUGACCUUUUCCUACAACCGUGGCCACGGCACGUGCUCGAACCCACCGAGCAACGUCGACACCUGUACGGACGACAGCAGACUCCUCUUCAAAUAUCAGGCCUGCCCCGACGUGCCCGCCUCGGAGAGCGCAGUGGAGGAGCUGGAAUGCCUGGCCACCUGGAAGGAGGGCAGCAGCCGUUACCUAGUCGGUCGUCUGCAUCACGGCCACGCGUCCAGCAACGAGGAUCGAUACCGGUGCUUCGUCUACGAGAAGGCAGGGCAGACGACGGUGCAGAGUAACCUGAACAGGGCGGCCAUGGGCAUGGGCACCAUGGACCACGAGGUCGCCCUGCCGGGCGGCCCGGUGCCCGAGGGCACCGCCGAGGUAUACCGGGUGGCGCAGAGCGGCGACGCGACGUGCAACGGUCUGUUCAGUCCUAUGGAGGGAUCCCGAACGAUGACCCUGAGGAAAGUCUCGUCCCCGGGCGAAUGUCGGUUCCCAAAUUGGCUGACUGGACACUCGAGCAGCGGACUGACCUGGCACACUCUGGACCUCGGCAGAUCCUACACGUUUCAUCCGCGAAACGCGUCCCUGCAUGUCGUCAGAUCAAACACGACUUCGUCGAGUUUCGAAGGCGGGUCCAUGGACCUGCAAUACGUGCCCGGGCCGGAGGAUCAGGACGUCAAGAUCCUUUGCAACAGCAUAAAGCAGUCGAACGGCCCGCAGACGAUGAUAACGAUGAUAACGCUGGUGGCGCACUUCACUGUCGGCUGUCGGAGCGGUUUUAUGUGCAUGACAUUCUACCGGAGAGACGGCCACGUGAUCGAGCUGCAAACGGGAAGCGCGGUAUCUAGACCGGAAGAAGCAUGCAGCCCGCCGCAUUUUCUGCAGCACAGCACGCCUUUUCUCACCUUAGUCAGUGAGUACAAUUCUUCUUCGUCCCCCGUAGUUUGCGCCUUACUCGCGAUGUGUCUCGUCGAGACAAAGUUGGGCGCAGCUAGUCUCACGUUACUGAAGUCGGCGGGCGCGUUUCGUGCUGGCGCGGGUUCCGAGGUGCCAGCCGUAAAAAGGUAUCCCGGCACCGAGUGGAUAAUGGAAAACGCGAUUAUGGAAAAGCGCCGACAUCGACGGCCGUCAAAUGCGGACAGAUAUGUAUGA
This is a messenger RNA of Vollenhovia emeryi, 2312 nucleotides long. RefSeq lists its product as uncharacterized. The transcript is spliced from 10 exons. Lineage: Eukaryota; Metazoa; Arthropoda; Insecta; Hymenoptera; Formicidae. Bases 762 to 2312 code for a protein of 516 amino acids. The record is from RefSeq and is a predicted model, not a curated record.